AUGGAUGUCAAAGGGAAAACCCUCGGUGGCCAAGCCGCACAUAUUGAACUAGCGCCUGCUGAAUACAAAAAGCUCUUGCGAAAGAUCGACUACCAUGUGAUCCCUAUGUUGACGAUUCUAUACCUUUUGAGUUUUCUCGAUCGAGGUACAUGGUGCGAACUGAAUAUGAUAGGAAACAUUGGUAACGCAAACGUCCAAGGACUUUCGACCUCGCUUGGAUUAGUCGGUAAUCAAUAUAAUUGGUGUUUGACAAUAUUUUUCUUCCCAUACUCGUUUACCGAGCCCUUGUGCAAUUUGCUACUUGUUCGACUCAAGCCUAGCAUAUGGCUCCCAUCCAUCAUGGUCGCUUGGGGUAUUGUGACAACUCUGACGGGAAUUGUCCAGAGCUAUACCGGACUGAUGGUGGCUCGAUUCUUCCUUGUUCCUGGUCUGGCGUUUUACGUCUCUCUAUGGUAUCCGCAUGCUGAUGCCCAGUUUCGGCUUGCUCUGAUAUUUGCAUCGGCGUCUAUGGCAGGCGCAUUUUCCGGACUCCUAGCAUACCUCAUUGGCAUGAUGGAUAAGGUUGGCGGUCUUGAAGGUUGGAGAUGGAUUUUCAUUCUGGAGGGAAUGCUCACAGUGAUUGUUGCCAUCAUAUCAUUCUUCUACGUCUGGGAUGAACCAGCCACUGCAAACUUCCUCACAGACCACGAAAAGGAAGCUCUACUGGAUGCCCUACAGCCCACUCGGAUAGCACAGUCAACAAACCCACAGCUUGGACACGGCCACUCUUUCAAGUGGAAACAAGUUAUGGCUGCGCUUCUCGAUUGGCAGGCGCAAGUCACCGCUGACAAGAUGUUUUGCAGACCAUCUUCCAUUGCUUGGGAUAUUGGGGAAUGGUUAGCCUGUGCUGUAUACGCCCUGUCAUUAUUUCUCCCCACAAUCAUCAAGGGUCUCGGCUAUACAGCUGCCCAUGCUCAACUCCUUACAAUCCCAGUCUACGCAGCUGCAACCAUCGCAUGUAUAAGCGUGGGAUACUUCUCCGACAAGACAGGCAAAAGAAGCUUUUUCACUUUCAUAUGUUACGGCGCUGUCAUGGUCGGGUAUCUGAUUGCCGUCGCUCCAGCCAAGUUCAUCCCAGGGCUAACGUACGCUGGGUGUUUUAUUGCGGCGUGUGGGAUUUAUCCGGAUAUCGCUGACUCAAGCCGAAUCAUAGCAAUCCCCGGCCUUCUCGUGUUGUCCUCAAAUAACUGGGCCCCGAAUGGCAAGCGUGCUGUCGGAAUGGCUAUCCAGAUGGGAUUCGGCACGAUGGGAGGCGCUGCAGCCUCGAAUUUCUAUCGCAGCUCCGAUGCUCCGCGAUAUCGCCUGGGCCAUAUAUUAGUGCUUGUAUUUGCUGUUCUUGGGCUGAGCAGCAUGGCAACAUACUACAUAAUCUGCACAAAGGUGAAUGCAAAGAGGGAAGCAGAGGCUGAUAGAGUCCUUCAAUAUACCGACGAGGAGUUGCUCGAUAUGGGCGACAAAGCACCGACUUAUCGGUACAAGCUAUGA
Messenger RNA from Penicillium cataractarum, 1524 nucleotides. RefSeq lists its product as uncharacterized. The transcript has 10 exons. The coding region runs from base 1 to 1524 and encodes 507 amino acids. The record is from RefSeq and is a predicted model, not a curated record. Gene Ontology annotation, cellular component: membrane. Gene Ontology annotation, molecular function: transmembrane transporter activity. Gene Ontology annotation, biological process: transmembrane transport. NCBI's taxonomy places the organism in Eukaryota, Fungi, Ascomycota, Eurotiomycetes, Eurotiales, Aspergillaceae.